AUGGGCUUCACAACAUUUCUCGGCUCCUCUACCGAAAAGCUCCAAUCUAACCGACCCAAACCCUACUCGUCCACCUCACUCGAUAAACCCUCCGACGCACCCCUCUCGCAGAUACCGCCUGAAGCCAACUCCCAUCAUGGCUACAUCUACGACGAGUCCCAGUUGCCCGACGUGCCGCCCGACUGUCCUGAUCUCCGCAAGCUCAAUAAUAGCCUCGAAGCGCUUGCGACCGUCUUCCCCGAUAUCCAAAUUCAGGUCUUCCGCGAGAUGCUGACCAACUUUGACGAGGAAUCACGCUUGGCUGUUGUUGCCGACGCUCUGCUGAAAAAUCGGGUGUCUUGGGUCAAGGGCCGCUGGAGGGUUGUCGAUAACGAACAUUUCGGAACUCCGGUUGCUAUUGGAGCGCCGCGGGGAGAGAAGCAGGAAUCUCUGAUUCCACGCGUUGAGGCCUUUCGAAGCCCCGAGUACAAGCACGCUGUUCAAGCGCUGGCAUGGCACGAGUUCAAGGGUCUUUCACGGUCCACCAUCAACGCCGUCCUCGCCGAGUCCAACUAUUCAUAUCUUGAAGCCCGGAAGACGUUGGUGCCGCUCUCAUCAAAGUCUUGGCGCUUCACCAUAUCAUCUCUAUUCCUCCGCCGGAGACCUGUUGCUACCGGCGAAGCCGAGAACCACCCGCUGAUAGUCUGGAAAUCGACUGGCCAAGGUGCCAUUACACCAAUGCUCAAGACUACAGGGAAUACCGAGCUCGACGUUGAGUUAUACCGUGACCUAGUUCAGCCACUGAAAGAGCGGGCCAGGCAGACUCGGGAAGAUGAGGACCGGGUCCUAGCUGUUCUCUUGAAUAAUGAGCAGGCUGAGGAGAUUGGUGCCAUGCAUGAGUGUGCAUGCUGCUUCACAGAGUCCACCUUCGAAGAGUUCACAACAUGCAACACUGACGGCCAUAUGUUGUGUUUCCGCUGUGUUCAGCAUUCAAUCACGGAAGCUGUCUUUGGUCAGGGUUGGCAUAGUAGUAUCGACGCUGACCAUGGUGCUCUCAGGUGCUUAGCUGUCGAAGGGAAUGGCUGUCCGGGCCAUAUUCCUUACGAUCAUAUGCACCGUGCUAUGUUGCAGGAGAAGAAGGGCGCCGAGAUCCUUCGCAAGCUCGACCAACGUUUGGCAGAGAAUAGUCUCUUGGCAUCCAAUCUGCCCCUUAUUCGGUGCACCUUCUGCGACUAUGCUGAAGUGGACGACAUUUAUCUUCCUGCCCAGGAAACGCGAUUACGCCUUCGACUCGAUAGUCUCCUCAGUCUCUUACUGCUCGCUGUGUGCGUCGUCAUGGUGCUUCUCCUCCUGCCUGGGGUUCUCCUGGCAUCUGUGGUUUGCCUCCUCAUCAGUACGAAGCAGACGGUCGGCGACCAUUUGAUCAUUCAAUGGAAUAUAGCUCUUCGCCGUCACCGCCGACGUCGCCGUGGUCUCAAGUUUACCUGCCGAAAUCCCUACUGCGGUAGAAGCUCGUGCCUGUCAUGUACCAAACCCUGGAAGGACAUCCACGUGUGCAACGAGUCGUCUCUGGUUGCGUUGCGGACACAGGUCGAGCAGGCGAUGAGCAUGGCCAUCAAGCGCGUCUGUCCGCGGUGCCAUACGUCAUUUGUCAAGAACUCGGGCUGCAACAAGCUCACCUGUCCUUGCGGCUACAAGAUGUGCUACGUUUGUCGUAAAGACAUCGGUGGCGCCAACGGAGACGGCGAGGGUUACAGGCAUUUCUGCGACCACUUCAGGCCGGACGGGGACCCGCGGCCGUGCACCGAGUGCACCAGAUGCAACCUGUGGGAGAGCGAGGACACCGACCUGGUGCUGAGGCAGGCCAAGGAGGAGGCCGAGGCCAAGUGGCGCGAGACAGAGAAGCGAGAACUCAAUGGGGCUGAGAAGGCUUUUCUGGAGACAGGCUUCGCCAGGAACGGAGUCUCGCCGGUCGAGAAUCGCCUCAAGAACGGGCAAUUCCCAACACUGCCGGAGCUCUGCGAUUUCGUUGUCGAAACGAUCUUCGUAUAA
Colletotrichum graminicola M1.001 is the source of this 2031-nucleotide messenger RNA. RefSeq lists its product as uncharacterized. Bases 1 to 2031 code for a protein of 676 amino acids. The transcript has a single exon. The record is from RefSeq and is a predicted model, not a curated record. Lineage: Eukaryota; Fungi; Ascomycota; Sordariomycetes; Glomerellales; Glomerellaceae.